Messenger RNA from Aplysia californica (California sea hare), 1440 nucleotides. Its product is annotated as tubulin polyglutamylase TTLL11. Gene Ontology annotation, cellular component: cilium. Lineage: Eukaryota; Metazoa; Mollusca; Gastropoda; Aplysiida; Aplysiidae. The record is from RefSeq and is a predicted model, not a curated record. Gene Ontology annotation, molecular function: tubulin-glutamic acid ligase activity; tubulin binding. Gene Ontology annotation, biological process: protein polyglutamylation; microtubule cytoskeleton organization. The transcript has 10 exons. Bases 1 to 1440 code for a protein of 479 amino acids.
AUGGAGAUGGUGUCAAAGUGCUCCGAGUGUGACAUCCAUCUACUGGCUGACAGGGCCAGCUUGCCUGGACAGAGCGGGCGUCCGGAGAAGCCAGUGUCCGGCAGAGUGCUGACAGUGGACACCAGUGACGCGGACGCCUUUUGUGAAGAGAUUCUGGCUGUGGUGAUUCCUCAGAUGGGCUGGAAGGAAGUGAAGACCAGACCAAAAGACCACGCGUGUGACAUCACCUGGUUUCCGUAUGAGUUUGAUGCAAAGAUCAAGUCAGGUCAAGUGAACGAUUUUCCUGGUUCCAACUUAGUUUGUGAAAAGAUCCACCUGUUCCGAUGGCUCCUCCUGAUGCAGUCCGUGUUCCCCGAGGACUACAACUUCAUGCCGGACACCUGGCUCCUGCCAGAGGAAAUGGACAUCUUCACUAACCACGUGAACCAAGGAUCCUCCACUUCCCCCGUCCAGUCCCCUGUACGCGCUCACGAGGCUCGGUGGCUGCCGGCACGAGCUGGGAAAUCUGCACCUAGUGGCGCCUCUGUCGAAAUGACAAAAAACAACGCCAGCAAUGACGAUAAAAGCGCGUACAUUGUCAAGCCGACAGAUGGCUACAGUGCUAAAGGAGUUUAUCUGCUUCAGCAACCAGACGAGUACGUGGCCAGCCAAAAUGGGGACAUUGUGCAAGAGUAUAUCAGCGACCCCUUGUUAAUGGACGGCUUCAAGGUUGACAUUCGGCUCCACGUGUACGUCCAUUCCCUGUUCCCUCUGUCUCUGUACAUCUGCCGCGAGGGCUACAUACGGCUAGCAACUGUUCCGUACCAGAAACCCUCCAAGGAGAACAUGGCCGAGUCCUGCAUGCACAUUACUAACUACUCCUUCAACAUUUUCCACGACAACUUCGACAAGUCUGAAGACGACCACCACGGCAGUCUACGCCGUUUGUCCGUUGUGUUCAAGACAAUGGAGGAACAAGGACAUGACAUCCCCGCUCUCUGGGCCAAGAUUGACCAUCUGGUGACCAGGACUGUCCAGGCCAUUGCUGGUCAGAUCAGAGUGGACACUGUGGCAGCGGGCUGUGAGGGGGAAGAAGGGCCAACAUGCAGACAGACAUUCCAAAAAGAGUUGGAAAAGAUCAGAGAACUUAACGCAGACAAAGAUUUCACCUUGACCCCUCCUGCUGCGAACCAAUCAGGUGGAUUCAACAGCCCUAGUGUCCUUGAACCUUUGUCGGACCUCUUUACGCAAAUCGUCGGUGGGACAGGUCACCAAAGAGUCGACCUUGAGGCGUUCCAGUCCUUUGUUCAGAAGAGCGGUUUGUCUCAAAAAGGUGUGGACUCUUCAGCCGCGAAGGAGAUCUACAGUCGGUUGAGUCAGCUUUACAGUAACUCGAACCUUAACAACAACAAAGAUGAGAAGAUUGACAUUUCAAAUGAGGAUAAAUGCAGAAACAGUUAG